Messenger RNA from Rangifer tarandus platyrhynchus (Svalbard reindeer), 342 nucleotides. Lineage: Eukaryota; Metazoa; Chordata; Mammalia; Artiodactyla; Cervidae. The record is from the annotation of a GenBank genome assembly.
AUGCCCGGCCUGCCGCCCUCGCCGCGCCUAGCCGGGCCUGGCCCCGGGCUCGCCCGCCUGUGCCCGCGCGGCGCCGCAGCCUCCGGCCACCUGUUCGCUGUCAGGGUUUAUACCAUGACGUCCACUCAAGUGAGUCAUUUCACAAGUUUCUGGGGCCUCAUAAGCUUGGUGGUCCCUCUUGGAAAUGAGUUAGUGCCCUGCUCCCAGUCUGAACAUCAGUUAUGGGUGAUCGCUGCUCUCAUCUUUUGCCGAGCUCUGAGCAGUGUAGCUGGUGGGGUUACCGCCUCGGCAGAGAGAGAAGGAUAUCGUGCCCUGGUCACCGCAGACUUCUCACUCGUCUGA